Staurois parvus is the source of this 999-nucleotide messenger RNA. Lineage: Eukaryota; Metazoa; Chordata; Amphibia; Anura; Ranidae. The record is from the annotation of a GenBank genome assembly.
CCGGAAGCUCCUCCACGUGUGUCACUGGAGGAGACCGAUGCUGCAGGAAUUGCGUCGCUGACAAGUUUCAGCAUCUGUUGUCAUUGUAAUAAAGGGACUGGACGUGUUCACAGAUCGCACGGCAUGAGUUUUGCGGAAUACAGACAGCAAAUACAAGAUGGUGACACCGCCAUUAUCUUUCUGGGACAUGACUCCAUGUUCCCGGUGACUAUCAAACAUGGAAGCCAGACACAGACUAAAUAUGGGGUCAUGAGACACUCCACCGACCUUAUUGGGAAGAAGUAUGGCUCCAAGGUGACCUGCAGCAAAGGAGGAUGGGUAUACAUUUUGUAUCCAACCCCGGAGCUCUGGACAAUGAACCUGCCUCAUCGGACUCAAAUCCUUUAUUCUACCGACAUCUCGAUGAUCACAAUGAUGUUGGAGCUGAAGCCGGGCUCUGUGGUUUGUGAGUCAGGUACUGGAAGUGGCUCUCUGUCCCACGCCAUCAUACCACGGACAGUGGCACCAACAGGUCACUUGUACACUGUGGAGUUCCACCAGCAGAGAGCUGAGAAGGCCAUUGAGGAGUUCUGUCAGCACAAAGUGGAUCAUCUGGUAACAGUGAAGAAUCAGGAUGUGUGUAAGAAUGGCUUUGGGGUGUCUCAUGUUGCAGAUGCCGUUUUCUUGGAUAUACCAUCACCCUGGGAGGCCAUCGGACAUGCAAAGGAUGCUUUAAAGAUUGAAGGUGGUAGAGUGUGCUCCUUCUCACCAUGCAUAGAACAAGUACAGAGAACCAGUCUAGCCCUGGAUCAACAUGGCUUCACCGAGAUCAACACCCUAGAGAUCCUCCUGCGUGUUUACGAUGUCAGAGGUGUCAGUCUGCCAGUCCCAGAUUUUGGGACGCCUGCAGAGGAGAAAGGAGAUGCCAAUAAGUCCAAUCAGUUUAGAAGCGGAGUAUCGCCCAGAGAAAUGGUGGGUCACACCGGGUACCUGACCUUUGCCACCAAGAGUUUAUUUUAG